This is a messenger RNA of Rhagoletis zephyria (snowberry fruit fly), 1551 nucleotides long. Its product is annotated as catalase-like. The record is from RefSeq and is a predicted model, not a curated record. Gene Ontology annotation, biological process: response to hydrogen peroxide; hydrogen peroxide catabolic process. Gene Ontology annotation, cellular component: cytoplasm; mitochondrion; peroxisome. Lineage: Eukaryota; Metazoa; Arthropoda; Insecta; Diptera; Tephritidae. Gene Ontology annotation, molecular function: heme binding; catalase activity.
AUGGCCUCCCAACAAGUGAAAGACGUUGCCGCCGAUCAGCUGAAGUGCUUCAAGGAUCUGAACCUGGGCGCCAAGUGUCAGCAAAAUGCCCCGAAGUACACCACCGUCACCGGGAAGGGCAUCGCCGACAAGGGCAACUCGCUGUCGGUGGGGCCGCGCGGCCCCCUCCUCCUGCAGGAUGUGCAGUUUCUGGAGGAGCUCGCCCAGUUCGACCGGGAGCGCAUUCCGGAGCGCGUGGUGCACGCCAAGGGCGCCGGCGCCUUUGGCUACCUCGAGGUGACCAGCGACGCGCUGAGCAAGUUCACCAAGGCGAAGCUCUUCAGCACGGUGGGCAAGCGCACCCCGCUGGCGAUUCGCUUCUCCACGGUGGGCGGCGAGGCGGGCAGCGCCGACACGGUGCGCGACCCGCGCGGCUUUGCCGUCAAGUUCUACACCGAAGAUGGCAACUGGGACCUGGUGGGCAACAACACGCCCAUCUUCUUCAUUCGCGACCCCAUUCUCUUUCCCUCCUUCAUUCACACGCAGAAGCGCAACCCGCAGACGCACCUGAAGGACGCCAACAUGACCUGGGACUUCUUCUCCCUCCGGCCGGAGACCACCCACCAGGUGUGCUUUCUCUACUCGGACCGGGGCAUUCCCGCCUCGUACCGCGAGAUGAACGGCUACGGCUCGCACACCUUCAAGCUGGUCAAUGAGGCAGGUGAGGCCGUCUACACCAAGUUUCACCUGAAGACGAAGCAGGGCAUUCGCUGCCACGAUGUGGCCACCGCGGGCCGACUUGCUGGCGACGACCCCGAUCACACCACGCGUGAUCUGUUCAACGCCAUCGCCAACAAGAACUACCCCAAGUGGGCGAUGUACGUGCAGAUUAUGACCUUUGAGCAGGCGGAGAAGUUCAAGUACAAUCCCUUUGAUCUGACCAAGGUCUGGUCGCACAAGGACUUUCCGCUGAUUGAGGUCGGCGAGGUGGUGCUGGACCGUAAUGCGGAGAACUACUUUGCCGAGAUUGAGCAGCUCGCCUUCUCGCCGGCGAACAUGAUUGCCGGCAUUGAGCCGUCGCCGGACAAGAUGCUCCAGGGACGGCUCUUCUCCUACAGCGACACGCACCGCCACCGCCUGGGCGCCAACUUUCACCAGAUUCCGGUGAACCGUCCCCGGUGCCCGGUGAUGCACCCCACUCUGCGCGACGGUCCUGGCUGCUUCACUGACAACGGCGGCGCUCUGCCCAACUACUACCCGAACUCCUUUGCCGGCUUGGUGGGCGACAGCAGCUGCAAGGAGGCCUGCCAGAAGGUGGCCGGUGAUGUGCAGCGUCACGACAGCGCCAAUGACGACAACUUCGAGCAGGUGACCAGCUUCUGGACUAAUGUGCUCAGCCCCGAGGAGCGAGACCGCCUGGUGGCCAACAUUGCCGGCCACCUGGCCCAGGUGACCGUGCCGGCCAUUGUCGAGCGCUCGGUGGCCAACUUUGAGAAGGUCCACGUGGACUUUGGCGCCAAGCUGCGCCUCGCCCUAAACCUCGUUAAGGUAAGUGCCAGUGCAGGCCGUUGA